Molecule: messenger RNA, 879 nt
Organism: Drosophila montana
Lineage: Eukaryota; Metazoa; Arthropoda; Insecta; Diptera; Drosophilidae
Exons: 2
Coding region: 187-813 (208 amino acids)
Biological process (GO): intracellular signal transduction; cell surface receptor protein tyrosine kinase signaling pathway
Source: RefSeq, a predicted model, not a curated record
CAGACGCGCGUAGUCUCUGGCCGCAGGCACUGUUGCUCAGUCUUCGCUCCGACUUCUUCGCGAUGUGGCGAAACGGCCGCGGAUUAGAACCAGCACCUAAAAAGUAACGUGUCAGGGCUAAGCAGAGAUUCGACACCUGGGCCAUUGGGGCACAUCCAGCCGGCAGAGAGCCAGCGAAGAGCUGCCAUGUGCUGGUGCGCACGUGUCUACUGGACGGUUCUGCAUAAUCUGUUCGCGCGCUUCUACAACAGCCUGACGGAGCGCGGCUAUCGGCAGGGCUGCUGCGUCUGCUGCUGCGGCGGCUACAGUCGCCAGGCCGUCGACGACGACGGUGACGUUGACGCUGACGCCGACUGCGACGCGGCCAAACGAGUUUCAGAACCGAUCGUUGAUGACGAUCAGCAGCGAUCCGCACCACACGAUUAUGUCAUUGUGGACGAUGCUGAUGCCAACUAUGUGGAGAUCGAGCAGCGGCAAAUCGAGACGGAGCCAUACUACUUCACCGUGGAUCGGGACAUGGCGGAGCACAUGCUCUGUGGACGUGAGGAUGGCGCCUGUUUGGUGCGUCCCUUCAAGGCGACGGAUGUGUGCAUCAAAUACAUUGUGAGCAUCUGUGCGGAUCGGCAGUUCUAUCACCUGUUUGUGCGCCAAAUCGAUGGACGACAACGCUUCGCCAUUGGCCAGUUGAAGCCGCACGAGCGGCAUUUCGCCUCGCCCUGCGAGAUCAUCGAAUUCUACGUGGAACACGCGCUCCUCUGCACCAACAAGCAGCGCAGCCAGAGCGUUCGCCUGAGGCCCAUCAGCUGUGCCUAGGCUGGCAGGACAUAUGCAUGCAUAUAGACAUGAUUAGAGUUUAGGUUAUCGUUUAUUGGGUUUAUG